Messenger RNA from Indicator indicator, 2176 nucleotides. It is a transcript of the gene TMEM168, whose product is annotated as transmembrane protein 168. The coding region runs from base 1 to 2103 and encodes 700 amino acids. The record is from RefSeq and is a predicted model, not a curated record. The transcript is spliced from 4 exons. NCBI's taxonomy places the organism in Eukaryota, Metazoa, Chordata, Aves, Piciformes, Indicatoridae.
AUGUGUAGGUCACUGCGUUACUGUGUUAGUCAUUGUCUCUAUGCAGCAAUGACAAGGCUAGAAGAAGCAAACAAAGAAGUGAACAUGCACUCCUCAGUCAGAUAUCUUGGCUAUCUUGCCAGAUUCAACCUACUGGUGGCCAUUUGCAUGGGCCUGUAUGUCAGAUGGGAAAAAACUGCAGAUGCACUGAUUUUGGUAAUAUUUAUUCUGGGACUCUUUGUUCUUGGAAUUGCCAGCAUACUGUACUACUAUUUUUCAAUGGAAACAGCAAGUCUGAGCCUCUCCAAUCUUUGGUUUGGUUUUUUGCUUGGCCUUCUCUGUUUUCUUAAUGAUUCUGCCUUCAAAACAGAUGUGAAAGAAGAAGCUACUAAAUAUUUGCUCCUCUCUGCCAUUGUUUUAAGAAUAUUAUGCGCUUUGGUUGAGAGAAUUUGUGGUUGUGUCCAUCAUCGACCGACUCUACUGACAACAGUUGAAUUUUUGGAGCUAGUUGGAUUUGCAAUUGCCAGCACAACUAUGCUGGUAGAAAAAUCUAUGAGCAUUAUUCUAUUAGUCAUAGCUUUGGCUGUGCUGAUAAUUGACUUACGUAUGAAAUCUUUUUUGGCAAUACCAAAUUUGGUAAUUUUUGGAGCCAUUGCGUCCCUACUGUUUUUCCCAUCACUGCAUAUCCCCACAAAUCCAUUUGCCUUGGCCUGUUUCUUCAGCUGCCUGAUUUCUGAUCCCCUUCUCGACGUUUACUUCAGUGGACUUUCAGUUACUGAGCGAUGGAAGCCCUACUUAUUUCGUGGUAAAUUUUGCAGAAGGCUUUCUGUCAUCUUAGUUGGAGCCAUCGAGCUAAUCUUUUUCACUCUUGCAGCCUUUAAACUGCGUGAUUUGGAUCUCUGGUAUUUUGUGAUACCUGGCUUUUCUAUUUUUGGAAUUUUCUGGAUGAUCUGUCACGUGAUUUUUUUUAUAACUCUCUGGGGAUUUCACACAAAACUCAAUGACUGUCACAAGGUAUACUAUACCCACCGUGCAGAAGACAACAGCCUUGACAGAGUUAUGGCAUCUAAAGGAAUGCGUCACUUCUGCUUAAUUUCGGAGCAGCUGGUAUUUUUUAGCCUUGUCGCCACGGCUGUUUUGGGGGCUGUUUCUUGGCAGCCAACCAACGGGAUCUUCAUGAGUGCAUUUCUCAUCGUUCUGCCUCUGGAGUCCAUGGCUCAUGGGCUUUUCCAUGAGCUGGGAAACUGCUUGGGAGGAACGUGUGUUGGAUAUGCCGUUGUGAUUCCCACCAACUUUUGCAGUCCUGAUGGUCAACCAACUCUUCUUCCACCUGAGCACGUGCAAGAGUUAAAUCUGAGGUCUACUGGCAUGCUUAAUGCUAUCCAAAGAUUUUUUGCAUAUCACAUGAUUGAGACAUAUGGUUGUGACUACUCUACAAGCGGACUGACCUUUGAUACCCUUCACUCCAAGAUCAAGUCUUUUCUUGAACUUCGGACAGCAGAUGGACCCAGACAUGAUACCUACAUUUUAUAUUACAGUGGUCACUCACACAGCACUGGCGAAUGGGCACUGGCAGGGGGUGAUGCUUUACGACUUGACACGCUGUUGGAGUGGUGGAGAGAAAAGAAUGGCACUUUUUGUUCCCGACUCAUCAUCGUUUUAGACUGUGAGAACUCUCAGCCUUGGGUUAAAGAAGUAAGAAAAGUCAAUGACCAGUAUGUUGCUGUGCAAGGAGCAGAAAUGGCCAGAGUCGUAGAUGUCGAGGAAGCAGACCCUCCACAGCUUGGUGACUUCACCAGGCAAUGGGUUGAGUAUAACUGUAAUCCUGACAGCAACAUCAGCUGGUCUGAAAAGGGCCGUACGGUGAAAGCGGUGUAUGGUGUGUCAAAGCGUUGGAGUGACUACACCUUGCACUUGCCAACGGGAAGCGACGUUACCAAACACUGGAUGAUGUACUUCCCACGCAUCACCUAUCCAUUGGUACAUUUGGCAAACUGGUUUUGUGGUCUCAAUCUCUUCUGGGUCUGUAAAGCAUGCUUUAGGUGUUUGAAAAGACUGAAAAUGAGUUGGUUUCUUCCCACGGUGCUGGACACAGGACAAGGUUUCAAACUUGUAAAAUCCUAAUUAGCAACCAAAGAGAAAAUUAAGUGAGAGCUCUGGGAACAUUCUCACUGUACUGUACUUGCAAAUUUUUAUA